Messenger RNA from Ambispora gerdemannii, 1944 nucleotides. Lineage: Eukaryota; Fungi; Glomeromycota; Glomeromycetes; Archaeosporales; Ambisporaceae. The record is from the annotation of a GenBank genome assembly.
AUGGAUCCAUAUCGACCAACACCAUCUUAUGCUACUUAUCGACCACAGCAGUAUGCGCCUCCUGCUGGAGGGCCACCGAAUGUUCAAGGAUAUGGACAACCUCCUCGGCCUGCAUAUAUGCCAGGAGUACCACCACAACGUCCUAACUACCUGAAUCCUGCACAGAGACCCCCUUUUGGCGCCAUGCAAUUAGGUGGUGCACAACAAAUGUUAGGCCAGGCAGAAGCGGAAAAACUAACGACACUUUUCAUUGGAGGCAUAUCGCCUGGUGUGACUGACGAUUGGAUGGAAAAAAUUCUAAAGGUCUGCUUAACACCGCACGCUGCUAACCCUUCACUUUUGAUCCCUAUUUUAUCCGCAUUCUUGAAAAUAAUUAAGACGUGCGGCAAUUUAAAAUCAUGGAAGCGGGUGAAAGAUCAGGCAAAGCCCAAAGGAUUCGGUUUUGCUGAAUAUAUGGAUGCUGAUAGUGUUCUACGUGCAUUGCGUGUGUUGGGUGGAGAAGGAUCAGGUGAUGAUAAAAAGGAUAAAGGUGUUAUUUUGCCUGCUUUGGAAGAAGGGGCUGUUGGGAAAAAAUUGAUCGUAAAAGUUGAUGAUAACACGCGAAAAUUUCUAGAUCAAUAUGAAGCAUCAAGACCCAGAACAGUGCAUGAUACAGAAUUGGAUAAAAAUGCACUUUUAGCGGUUAUAGAUGUAGUUGAAGAAAUGACAAAGCCACCGCCAGAACAAAUCACCUCACCAUCAGAAUCUUCUCAUCCUGAUAAUAAAUCAAUUGCCCCAUCAUCCCCUCGGCCUGAAAAUGUUGAGCGGGAUGAAGAAACUGACUUACCAGCCGAUCUACCACCUGAACAAAAAGACUUAAUAUAUAGAGAAAUAGCGUUUUUCAGAGAACGUGCUGCUCAGCGAGAACGGGAACGUCAAAGAGAGGAUGAAGAGCGGGCCACUCGUAGAGCAAGAGCUGAACAAGCUAGGCAGGAGCGUUCUCGUGCUAGGAUGAAAGACAUGGCUUUUAAAGAGCGAGAACGCCGCUGGGAGGCUCGAGAAGCAACUGUAGCUCGCGGUUAUGAACGUGAAGAUCAAAGAGAAAUAGAUCAGAGAGAAAAAGAAAUAAGGGAUCGUGAAUUGGCGGCAAGGAAAUUUGCUGAAUGGGAUGAUGACCUUGAAGCCGAGCGAGGUGUUGAGGAAUAUUAUAGAGAUCGAACUCGUUGGUGGCAUCAUCGUCAACAAUUUAGAGCACGAGAAUUGGCCCAGGACGAACAAGACAGGAUUCACGAGGAACAAGAAAUUGAGGCUGAAAAACGCCGACAAGAAUGGGAACGAAUGUUAGAAGAGGAGAAAAAACAACGAACAGAAGCAGAAGCAUCAGAAUCGAAUGGCAAAAAAGCUGCUAUUUCAGCAACGCAUACUUCAUCGAAUGGUGAUGCACAAAUUAAUAAUAAUGGUAAAUCUAAAAAACUGACUCUUAAUAUUUCAAAUAAGCGACGAACUACAUUAAUCGCUCCUGCCGAGGAGGAGGAUGAUUCUGAUGACGAGGAAACAGAUGCCAAAAAGAAAAAGCGUGUCUUGGUUCCAUUGGAGUACAGCGAUGACGAUGAUGAUGAAAAGAAAACAGAAGAUAGGAAGAGAAAAAUUACAGAUUUAGUGGCGACUAUUCCGACAGAUAAAGAAGGACUUUGGAGUUGGAAUGUCAAAUGGGAUGAAUUAGAUGAGCAAAUUCUCAAUCAAAAAUUGCAGCCGUUUAUCAGCAAAAAAAUUGUCGUUUAUCUCGGCGUGCAAGAAGAUGAACUUGUUUACUUUGUAAUGGAUCAUUUACGAAAUAAAAAAUCUGCUGUAGAACUUACUAAAGAAAUGGAACAGACAUUGGAUGAAGAAUCAGAAUUAUUUGUGAUGAAAUUGUGGCGAAUGUUGAUUUACGAGACUGAAAGCAAAGCAAGAAAAAUCCAGUGA